Caretta caretta (loggerhead turtle) is the source of this 4228-nucleotide messenger RNA. It is a transcript of the gene R3HDM4, whose product is annotated as R3H domain containing 4. The record is from RefSeq and is a predicted model, not a curated record. Lineage: Eukaryota; Metazoa; Chordata; Testudines; Cheloniidae. Gene Ontology annotation, molecular function: nucleic acid binding.
GACGCGGUUUCCGGGGGGGGGGAGCCCCGGGGCUGGCACCGCGGCCGCUUUAUCCGGAGCGGAGCCGCGCGGCCGCCUCCCUCGGCCGGCCCCGCCAUGGUGGUGCUGACGGGCCGGGAGGCUGGAGGCGGGCGGGCCCCAGAGGAGCCCUACCUGAGGAUUGAAGACUGCCUGCCUCCUCUGGGGAGCUCCCCAUCCAAGAGGUUCUCCCCCUCCAAACGGAAGCAGUACUACGUUAACCAGGCCAUCCGCAACUCCGACCUCAUCCCAAAGGCCAAGGGGCGCAAGAGCCUUCAGAGGCUGGAGAACACUCGGUACCUGAUGACUCUGCUGGAGCAGGACGAAUGUGGGAAUGAUGAUGGGGAACUCACUCACUCUGCUGCCCCAAGCAUCUUCACAGAGGCCUGCAACAACGAGACGUACAUGGAGAUCUGGAAUGACUUCAUGAACCGGUCUGGGGAGGAACAGGAGCGGGUCCUGCUCUACCUAGAGGAAGAGGCCAAGAAGAAGCACAAGAGGAAGCUCCCUGUUAAAGCAGAGGACACGUGGAAAGAGCAUCCUGCUUACACGCCGAAAGAAUGUUUCCAGCGCAUCAGCCGCCGGCUUCGCACCACGCUGAGACGAGGCAGGAUCCCCAUGGGGACCCUGGAGUGUCUGGAGGAGGAGUUACUGGCCUUUUUCUCCGUCACCCCUCACUCUGUCUACACAGCAAUGAUGGACAAUAGCUUUGAGCGGCUGCUGCUCCAUGCCCUCUGCCAGUACAUGGACCUCGUCUCUGCCAGUUCUGACUUUGAAGGGAAACGCCAAAUGAAAGUGAGCAACAAACACGGAGUCUUCCUGCCCCCAGAGUUACUGCUGUCCACCUACUUGGAGCAGAUGAGCUGAUAAGCCUGGAAGACAUCCCACUCGGUGCUCUGAAGGCUUCUACGAUCCCUAGAUCUGCUAUCCGUCCACUCAGUCCUCAGCGUACAAAUGGGGUGUGUCCCCACCCUCUCUGACGAUUCUCUGCACUUGUGCAAUGGCCUAACUGGCGGGUGGGUUUGUGUGGAGUGGGUUAGAUUGCCAUCCCUUGUGCCCUGCUUCAAGACAGGAAGUCUUCCCUUGCCCAUCGCUGAAGCUCUGCAGGCAUCUCCCGCAGCUGCCGCUGUCUCUUCCCCGUGUGGCACAAGCUUGGCAACACGCGGGUGUGACUUCCAGCUUCCUCCCCACCCCUGGGGUGCUCCUGGUUCCACCCAAGGCUUCUCCAUACCGCUCCUGGUACCUGGUGGAGGGCACCAUCUCUGCUCCUUGCAGGCGGGGGGGUCUGGCAGAGGCCUGCAAGCACCCCCCAGGCAGCCCACUCUGUCCGGAAUGGAACCACCUAUUGGACAGCCCAAAACAUCAACCUUUGUCAUGCUCAAGUGUCCAACCCCUUCUCAAAGACAUGGUCAGGACUGAGGACUCUGCCUCUCUUGAAGCCUUUGCCCUGGAUGGGCAGAGUCCUGCGGGUGAGGGUGGUAGGAGCUGACUCCAGGGGUCUCCCCUGCUGCCUGUAGGCUGGUGGGAGGUGAGGAAGCGUCAUCCCUGCAGGAUUCCCUCCGAGGGCCCAUCGACACUGUCAAAUGCAUAUCAGCUGUUGUUGCGGCACUGUUCCCUCUUGUAGUGUAGAUGGGAUCUUGAUUGUGUCUCUUCUGCCCCCCAAGCCAUGUUCCGGAUUCAGAAUCCAGCCAGGUUCGGGGCGAUGGUGAAAGUCCUGUUCUCAUAAAAUGGAAAUGUGCUUUUAUUGGUGCUGGGGAACAAGAUCGCUCUUGAAUAGUGGAGAUGGGCCCUUCAUCUCAGCCCCUUCGGGCCACAUCCUGCCCUCAUUUCUCUGACUCAUUGGCCUCUUAGCUUGGCAGGGAGACUCCAGGACCUGCUGCAGCUGCCAGAUAUCACCACACUAAUGGUGUGAGACCAGUCUGCCUAGCCCUGCCUUGGGCGUGGCGCUAUCUCCCAGCAGUAGCUGCGCUCCCUGGAAGCUCAUUUAAACACAAACAGCCUGUCCCUGGGUGCCUCUGGCUUCCCCCGGGGGUGAAUUUGGAGCAGUAUUUUUGUGACAAAACAGUUCCCUUUCGGUCUUAGCAUUUCAGUGGCUCUGACCUUGCCGUUGAGCAUCUGAAUUGGUCUCCUUCCCCAGCUCAGUAAACACUUGAACAGGAGCCUAAAGCUUCAGCAGUGGCUGAAGUGCUUUGCCGAAUCAGGACCUGAAUGUCCAGCAGCUGCCUGGAACAUAUAACUUGUAAAUUGCAUUUCACAGACCAGGGAGGCAGGGGAAGAGCCUGGGGUCAAUUACCACAGACUGCAACAGCCUGCUUUGGCUGGUGCCUAACCCUACUUCCGCUCGCCACUCGCCACAGAGCGCUUUAAAACAUCGCAGGGUCAGCCCUGGGUACAAUCCAGUGGCAUAUAGGGGGUGUAGAUCCCACCGAAUGCACGCAUUAGCACUUACCUAGCCUUGGUAAAGGAGGGAAAUAUCUGUGUGAAAAGCUCAAAGACGUGUCCAAGCAGGACUCAGCGCCCCCCUCCCCUGCUGGCUGCUUGGUUUUGGACUAGGGAGAGCGAUCUGUUAGUUCUGACAGAAGCUCAGUGGAGAAGCUGUCCAGGGAGCCAGCCCUGAGUGGGAGUAACUAGCCCAUUGUUUAGUGUCUCCGUGUAGAUUGGCAUUGAGCAAACAGCCCUCUGAAGCCAGAUCGCUAUUGUUUAAGCUUUGGUACAGUUAUCAGUGAGACAAUAACACAAAGGUCUGGCUUUCUCUGCAGUGUGGGGGCCUUUUCUUAAUAUAAUAGUGUGUCAUUUAUACAGAUGUGUGUUGGUGAUUGUGGAAUCCAAGCCAGGGCCUUAGCAGUCCUGCCGCUCGCAAGCGUGGCUGGGUGGUCAGAGCUGAACAUCACAGCUUGGGCCACCUGGGUCUGCCAGGGGUAUAUGGCAUGGGGGGAGGGCAGGGGGAGUUUUAUAUCAUGGCGCAAUUUAAAUGGCUCCGUUUCCAGCUCUCUAGUGCUGUAACGAGCCUGUUCGGAUAUGUGUGGUUUUUAAUAUGUAUACUACGUGUUGGGGUGUUUCAUUUGGUGCAUAUCAAGAGCUGCUCUCACCUGUACAUAGCAGCUGGUUUAAAGGGAUGGGCCAGGUUUGAUUCUCCACCAUCCCGCACUGCCUGUGUCUGAUCAGCCCUGCGGGGAAACGCUCCUGUGUUGGGAUUCUCUGUAGCUGUGAGCAGUAAAGAAUCCCGACUGAGGCACGCGCAUUUGUAUUCUCUGCACAGGUUCGGGGCUUGAUUCUCCUCUCCGCUAUAGUGCGGCUCCCUUGGUUUCACUGGAGUUACUCCUGACUUAUAUGGGUUAGUGACCAGAAUUAGGCCCCCGGAGGGCAGGAUCAGGCCCCUUUCCCCUCUUCUCGCUGAGCACCAGCGUAGCUCGUGAGUGAGGCUGUACACUGAGUGGGUGGAGAAUCGGGCUCCGUUGACAUCUCCUCUUCCCUUGUAAACCAGCUGGAUGUAAAAAACUUUUUUCAGCAAAACAACCUCUCAUCCUACAAUGGAGGACCCUUGAUUUGCUUUGGACAGCAAGGCUCUCCUGGGCGUGGGUGGGGGUCUGUUCUAGCUGGACAAUGCAGCAUAGCGGACCGCAGCCCUUGACCUCCCAUGGGUGCGCUUUUGUGCGUGUCAAAGCCACGCACUAUUCUGGGAGCUGCUCUGGGCAGAAUAGGCAAACUCCUGCCACAGUCCCUGCUCUGCUCUGCCCUGGGGCCUGGCGUCCCCUUCUGCCAGCUCUGCACACUGCCUCUCCAGCCCAUGCUCCUGGUCUGGUGAGAUGGCGCAAACCAAAGUGAUCUUGGCACGGACAGUGCCUCUGUGCAGCCCAGCACCCGAUCAGGACCGUACUGUGGAUUGUAACGUGGACAUGGAUGUUGUGUGUCGUGCUUCUGGGAAUGGUUAUCGAUUUUUCUUUUUAAUUGUGUCACUUGUACCUGCCAGCCCUAGCUCUUGCCUCUGUUGAAAGGACCGUCCCCUGUUCUCACCGCAGCAUUCACCUGCUGUGCCUGAGCAAAUCCAUGCGUGGACUGGUGACUGUGUGGCGUUGGUAAUGCUUUAGUCUGCUGUAAACCAGAGGCCAAAACCGGGGCUUCUGCUGAAAGGGGAAAAAAACGAUUCCUUGUGAGCUGACUCAGCUGGGGAAGGUAUGUGCACAAGGACAAUAAAUCAUGGUGCUCCGGA